Molecule: messenger RNA, 990 nt
Organism: Penicillium coprophilum
Lineage: Eukaryota; Fungi; Ascomycota; Eurotiomycetes; Eurotiales; Aspergillaceae
Product: ketopantoate reductase family protein
Exons: 5
Coding region: 1-990 (329 amino acids)
Biological process (GO): pantothenate biosynthetic process
Cellular component (GO): cytoplasm
Molecular function (GO): 2-dehydropantoate 2-reductase activity
Source: RefSeq, a predicted model, not a curated record
AUGUCCGGUCAACUUGAUGUCCUUGUCUAUGGUUUGGGAGCGAUUGGCUCCUUCUAUGCCUUUAUCCUCAGUCGCUCCGACCGUGUACGACUCUCAGUCGUAGCACGUUCGAACUAUGAGGCUGUGAAAGCAAAUCGCGGCUCCAAGGGAAUCAUCAUCAAUAGCGAGAAUCACGGCGAACAUAUUGUCCAUCCACAUCGAGUGGUAAAAUCCGUCGCCGAAAUUACACCAGUGGACUAUAUUGUGUGCGCCCACAAAGCAAUCGAUCAGGAUGAAGUGAUAGCUCAAUUACAGCCAGCUAUCAACAGCAGGACUACCAUUGUCGUGAUUCAGAAUGGCGUUGGUAACGAGGAACCUUUCCGAAAGCAGUUCCCAGACAACACGAUCAUAACCUGUACAUGGGUUGGAGCCACACAGACCAGUCCCGGAAUCGUCGCACAUGGCAAAUCCGAGGAUAUGCAGAUCGGUCUAUUCCCCAACCCCAAGCUGGAAAGGCAAGCUGAGCAAGAACGAGUUGAAACAUUCGCCGACCUCCUUCGAAAUGGCAAGACUCGGUUCCAGGUUCUUGAGAAUAUGCAAAUCCAGCGAUGGGAGAAGGUUGUUUGGAACGUCGCAUGGAACUCGUUGACUACUCUCACGCUGGUGGAUACAAAGACAUGGUUGAACUCAUCAGAAGAUGCGACGCCUUUUACACGCCGGUUAAUGCAGGAGGUUAUUGACAUCGCCCGUGCCUGUGGUGUACCGCUAAAAGAUGACCUGAUUGACCAGCUUAUGAACAAGAUCAAUGCCAUGCCCGGCAUUGGAAGUAGCAUGCAGACGGAUUGUAAAUGUGGACGGCCAAUGGAGAUCGAUGUCAUAUUGGGCUUCCCAGUGCGGAAAUCUCGUGAACUUGGUGUUCAGGCCCCCUUUUUAGAGACUCUCUACGUUCUUCUUCGCGCGGUUGAUGGUCGACUCAGAGCCGCGCGGUAUGAGAAAAAACUUGAUGCUUGA